AUGAUAGGUAAUUAAAAUAAUUUGAAUAAUAAUAAUAAUAAUAUAUUAGAAAAAUUUAAUGACUUUUAAAAUAAUUAAUAGGAAUAAGAUAAUUAAAUAUCAAAAUAAGUAUCAAAUCAAUAAUAAAAUAAAAACAAAAUUGAUAUACAACUAUAAUAAUUAAAUAAUGAAUAAUAAUUAGAAAGUGAUUUAAAAACUUAAGAUUUUUAAACUGAAAAUUAAAAUAAUAUUUUAAAUUAAUAGAAAUAAAUAAAUCAACUAGAAAAUUAAAUAAAAUAAAAUUAAUAAUUAACUAAUAAUUAUAGGAUGAAUCAGAAAUAGAAUAUGAAUAUGAAUUUGAAGAUUAUGAUUAAUAAGAAGAAUAUGGAUAAUAAAACGAAAAUAAAUAAUAAGAAGAAAAAUAAUAAACAUAAAAAAUAGUUGAAAAAAAAGUAGAUGAAGAAAAAGAAGAAAUAGAUUAAAAAUAAUAAAAUAUUUGCAAUAAAAUUGAAAAUUUAGAAAUAUUAAAUAAAUAAAUCAAUAAUUUAAAUAAAAAUAAUUAAUUAGAGCCUAUUUAUAUUAAAAAUAAUUAAAUUGUAUAUGAAAAUAAUAAUUUUUAAAAUAAAUAAAUUAUUUAAAGAGAAAAUAUAAGUAAUGAUUAUGAUGUUUUAUAAAAUAACAAUGAAAAUGUGCAAUAUAUGCAUUAAAUAUAAGAUAACAAUAGUUUAAACGAAAAGAAUUAAUAAAAUAUUAUUUUUAAAGAACAAUUAUUAAAUAUAAGCAAAAAUUAGAUACAAGAAAACUUAAAUGAAAACUAAAGUAAUUAUUAAAAUUAAGAAAACAAUAAUAUUUAAGAUCAAAUAUAUACAAAUAAUAAUAAUAAUUAAUAAAAUACUUAGAAUUAAUAAAAGUAAUUAAAUUUAAACGUUUUAGGUUCUAAUUAAAAAAUUAAUAAUUUUUAUUCUAAUUAAUAAUAAAAUUAAUUAUAAACUUUAGAUGAAAUAAAGAAUUAUAAUUAUCUAACUUAAAAAAAUUCAAAAUAAAAAGACUUUAAUUUAAUAUUUCAUCAAUAAAAUAGUAAAGAAAUAAUAUAUUGUAAUAAAAUCUUAAAUAAAAUUAAUUUUUGUUAGGAUAAUAAUAAAAUUAAAAAAAAUAAUUCUAAUAAAAAAAAUAAAAAAAAUAAAAAUUAUAAUAAAACAAAUAAUAAUAAUAAUAAUAAUAAUAAUAAUAAUAAUAAUAAUAAUUUAAUUUAAAUAAAUUAAAUGA
Messenger RNA from Ichthyophthirius multifiliis, 1245 nucleotides. RefSeq lists its product as hypothetical. The transcript is spliced from 3 exons. Lineage: Eukaryota; Ciliophora; Oligohymenophorea; Hymenostomatida. The record is from RefSeq and is a predicted model, not a curated record.